This is a messenger RNA of Dreissena polymorpha, 4588 nucleotides long. RefSeq lists its product as uncharacterized. NCBI's taxonomy places the organism in Eukaryota, Metazoa, Mollusca, Bivalvia, Myida, Dreissenidae. Bases 1174 to 2106 code for a protein of 310 amino acids. Gene Ontology annotation, molecular function: cysteine-type peptidase activity. The record is from RefSeq and is a predicted model, not a curated record. Gene Ontology annotation, biological process: proteolysis. The transcript is spliced from 16 exons.
AGCGCACAAACCUAUUAUUACGAAUGAAAAAUAUACCGGCCAAGUCCUAAAUUUGAAUAUUUAAAAUAAUCUAAUCCAGCGCUACAAGAAACCGUUUUUACAACUUUAUUGAUUGAUAACUGAUUUAUUCCAGAAUGGUUAAAGCACGGAAGGAAGUAAAAAGUGAAAGCAAGAAAAAACGUAUGAAGAGGCAACAUGAUUUGUUGAAAGAUCGGGCUCUACAGUGGUUCAGAGACAGUGAACCAUUACCACCAAGUUUCGUGAUGCUAUAUUUAAAGGGGGGUCAAGUUCUUACAACAGCACCUGGUCAUAUGCGAGCCUUUGUGGAGAACCCAGAUGUGCUAAAUAGUUUCAAAGAGUGUGCAUUGGGACGACAAUCACAAAAUGUCACUGUCAAAACCUCAGCUGCUGUGGUUGAAGGCAAACCACCAAUUGUUAUGCCAUUCAGCAAUCCAGAACAAUACACAUGGGAUAUGUUGUGUUUCAUUAUCCCACAGCUUGUUUCUAGGGAGUCUGGGUGUGUCAGAUAUACCCCUGAAAAUAAACCUUCAUGGUGACCAAGCUGUGUGGAUUUUAAAUCCCCAAAUUGUGAUAGUAAAGUGAAUGCGACACACUGAGUGAGGGGGCAGAUGGAGUGGAGGAGAAUGUAGAGGAUGGUUUGGAUGAGGCAGAUGAUGAUCUGUGGGACUUGGGAGAAGGAGUGGGUGAGGAAGAGGAUGGAGUGUUUAAGGGGGAAGAAGAUGGAGUGGGUGUGGAGGAGAGUGCAGUGGAUGAAGGGGAGGAUGGAGUGGAUGAAGGGGAGGAUGGAGUCAGUAAGGGGGAGAAUGCAGUGGAUGAAGGGAAGGAUGGAGUGGGUAAGGGGGAGAAUGCAGUGGAUGAAGGGGAGGAUGGAGUGGGUAAGGGAGUAGAUGAAGGGGAGGAUGAAGUGGGUAAGGAGGAAGAAGAUAGAGUGGGUGUAGAAGAGAAUGGAGUGGGGGAGGAUUCAUUGAGUGAGGGAAAGAAGAUGGAGUGGGUGAAGAGGACCGAGUGGUUGAGGGGGAGGAUGGAGUGAAUGAGGGGAGGGAUAUACAGGUAGAAAACAGGGGAGUGGGUAAGGAAGAUGGAGUGUAUGCAAGGGAGGAUGACCAGGGUGAAGAGGAUGGAGUGGGUGAGAGGGUGGAUGAUGAUGAAUCAAUGGACGCAAUAGGAGAAGACACAGUUACUGUUGAUCUGAUUUUAGAAUAUUGCAAGACAGUCUGGGAAAAGCGGCAGUGCCAAAACUAUUUAAUAUGUUCAAGUUUUGGCACUAAAAUUUUGACCAAACAUAUAAAAGAUCUGAAAACAAAAGUGGCAGAUGAGGUCCUAGACUGCUGCUUCAUGGGCUUGAUUAAGCAAGAACAGAGUCCCAUGCAAUAUGUCUCCUGUGCAGUUAUGAAAGUGAUGUUCUCUGGAGAGCAGCAUGCUGUAUCAGAGUUUGAGUUUUGUGGAGAUACUGCUUUUGGUGUUUUAAAUCACAGGGACAACCAUUGGAUUCUUCUGGUAUUUUAUCAUCACCUGCACAGAAUUUGGGUGUUAGAUCCUCUCGGAGAGUUGCCAGCAACACUGAAAGAAAUUCUCCAGUUAUGGAAGUCCUAUAUGGCAGUUCGUCCAGAGCACCAGCACAGGUGGAAGUUGCUUGUCAAACCCCACCCCAAACAGCUUGACAGUUCAUCCUGUGGCGUUUUCUGUGUACAAUUUGCAGAAAAAAUACUGAAAGGAGAGCCACUGAAGUUUCCACAAGAUGCAGAUUCUGUUGUAAGCUAUCGUUUGAAGAUGCUGCAACUUAUUGCAAUGAAUCAAGAUCCAAUUGAAGACAUAUGCCGUCUUUGUGGAAAAAGUGAUUUGUCUGAAGAAUGGAUUGGUUGUGACAACUGCCCAAAGUUUUGGGUGCAUUUCAAUUGCUUGUCAAAGCAAGUGAAGACCAUCAGAGGUCAAAAAUAUUCUUUGUUUGCCAAAAGGUUUACACAUGCUGUUUGUGCCACUAAGUUAGUGGCACAAACAACAUGUGUAUGCAUUUUACCACAGUUGUUAAAAAACAACAUUUGUUAUAAAUUAUUUCUCAACCAUUGCUCUGUUAACUGUUUGUAAAAAUGCCAUAACAAUAUUUGUUUGUGAACAUAACAUAUCUGUGUAGUAUUGUUGUUUAUGUAUCAAACAUAAUAUCCAAUUUUUGACUGCACACAUUAUUUUACAAAUACUGAUACAAAUAAUUGUAUAUUAUGAAUAUGCUUGAACAUUUUUCAUGUAUCUUUGUUGCAAAUGUCGUCUGAGAAGUAAUAAUUUACAUUGUGUACAUUACAUAUCAGGAAAUAUAAAGGAAUUGUUAACAAGCUGUUGAUAGCGGAACAUAAUUUUCAUUUGUGGAAUUCUUUCAUUUAUGGUAAAGCAAUUAUUAUUUCCACAUUCUAAUAAGUCUUCAAAUAGUUUUGCCUAAUCUUUUCACCAAAUAGACUGAGCUUUUCAUUGCUCAUGUUUAGUUUGUAAUUAUACUGCCUUAGUAUGGCUCUGAGUGAGGUUUGCAUGUAACAAAUAUGUUGACACAUGGUCAGCUCAUUUUGACUUUGAAGUUAAUUUGUACAAAGAAAUAAUAAUAAAAUGACUUCUUAAUUCAGUAGGAAAAAUUCACUUUGAAUCAUUUUGCAAUUUCACAUAUCAAGGUCCUUUACUUGCUAUUGAUAAAUGAUCAGUCAUAUUGAUCCUGACUCUGCAAAUUCAAUUUACUUCAAGCAUUCAUAUUUUUAGGCAAAAUGAAGGAGUAUUGUAAACAUCUAAUUUGAUGAUUACUGUUUAAGUGAUAUACACGUGUCACUAGUUUGAUGAUUACUGUUUAAGUGAUUGCACAUGUAACUAGUUUGAUGAUUGUUGUUGAAGUGAUAUGAGCAUGUAUUUUUUUAUGAUAACUGUUUAAGUGAUAUGAACACGUCAUUAUUUGUGAUGAUUGUUGUUUGGCUGAUAUGCGCAUGUCACUAGUUUGAUGAUUGUCUAUUUAAGUGAUUGCACGUGUCACUAGUUUGAUGAUUUUUUUUUUAAGUGAUAUGAACAUAUUACUAGUUUGAUGAUUGUUGUUUAAGUGAGAUGCACGUGUCACUUGUUUGAUGAUUGUUUUUUUGUGAUAUGAACAUGUCAUUUAUUUGAUGAUUGUUGUUUACGUGAGAUGCACAUGUCACUAGUUUGAUGAUUUUUGUUUUAGUGAGAUGAACAUAUUACUAGUUUGAUGAUUGUUUUUUAAGUGAUGAUUAGUUACAUGUCACUAGUUUGACCAUUGUUGUUCAAGUGAUAUGCACAGAUCAUUAAUUUGAUGAUUAUUUUUUAAGUGAUGAUUAGUUACAUGUCACUAGUUUGACCAUUGUUGUUCAAGUGAUAUGCACAGAUCACUAAUUUGAUGAUUAUUUUUUAAGUGAUGAUUAGUUACAUGUCACUAGAUUGAUGAUUGUUGUUCAAGUGAUAUGCACAGAUCACUAAUUUGAUGAUUGUUGUUUAAGUGAAUUUAAAACGCCUUCUAGAUAUGUAAUACUUUUUAGAACGUAACAACCCUUUAACAUUAUUACAUCUCUAAUUUCACGCGCAACAAAUCUUAACUUAAAUUCAAUUUCUCCCUCCUUAUAAAUUUGAAUAGUAUUAUAAACAAUGCUAGUUUGUUUCUACUCCGCUUGUUGUUUCAUUUUGCAGGCAUUUUUUUUCUUUAAUAAUACCUUUUCAACAAAUAUUCAAUGUAAACCGUGAAGGUUUAUCAUAAUGGCAAAGCUAUUAAUUAAUUAUGAUAGUUAUAUAAGUUCAAAUGUCAUAAAUUAUAUUUUUUUAUAAAUAACUAUAAUGAUCAUUCUCUUAUUGGAAUAAUAUAUUUUUUAAUUAUUUCUUUAUUUUGUUGCUGUCUAGUGUUAGCAAUAAAUAAAUGUUCAGUAUCUAUGUAGCUCAUGAUAAUAUACUACAUUAUUUGAGGUUUUGCAUGUUUAAAUGCCAUUGUUUGUAAAUAUUUCUAUCAAGUUGCCUCUGAAAUAUGUUGUCUGUAAAUACAUAUGUCUGUUUGUAAUGCUAUAACUUAUAUUUACUUUUUAUCAACUGCAAAAUUGAUACAUAUUUUGCUGCGCACUGUAACACAUAUUAUUAUCUAUUGUAUACAUUAAUGAUGUAAAUACUUGUUGUAAAUGUGUUAAGCUCUCCAUGAAUGGAGGAAAUAAAGAAUCUAUCUAUCUAUCUAUCUAUCUAUCUAUCUAUCUAUCUAUCUAUCUAUCUAUCUAUCUAUCUAUCUAUCUAUCUAUCUAUCUAUCUAUCUAUCUAUCUAUCUAUCUAUCUGUUCAAACGAAUAUAUAAUAAUUGUUUACCAUUCAAACAUAUGUUUAAGAAAUAUUUUUUGCACUAACACCAUGUGUUCAAUUUAGCAUUUAAUCCACAUCUGCCUUUACUUGAAAUAUAAAAAAAAUCAUGUUCAUAUGUGUAGGCUAAGAGCUUGUAUAAGCUUAAUUGGUUAAAAAAAUAUUGUUGUUGUUAUUGUUGUUGUCUAAGUGAUAUGCACACGUCAGUGUACUUUCAAUUUAUUUGUUAUUUCAAAAUAAAAAAAUGAUCAACCCUU